AUGUUUGAAUCUCGCAUCAUGUGGAAGUUGUUAUUGUGCAUAUGUUUUUUCAAGAUUUCAGAAUGCCAAGAUUGGGUGAUAGAAGACGAAGGCUGCAGAACCCCAGACAGAGGUGUCGGCGACUGCAGACCCAUAAUGCAGUGCGAACCAAUCACCAACUUCAUGAGGUCAGCAAAGAGGCCUCUGAGUCAGGAAGUGAUCAGGUAUCUGAACUCUUAUACGUGCAGCUACGAGUCGAACCAGGUGUGGGUCUGCUGUCCGUCUGAGCCAAUAUCAUUCGAAGGAGAAGGAGGCUCUAAUUCGGCAAACGAUGAUCCUCCGGAUGUGAGUCAACACAGGAAUUAUCAUUUGCUGCCAGAAGACUGCGGGUACCUGGAUCCAGGAGACAGAAUUAGGGGCGGUGCCAAUGCCAGACUGAAUGAGUUUCCUUGGAUGGCACUGUUAUCAUACCGAACAAGAAGAGGUCCUGAUUUCAAAUGCGGUGGUACAAUCAUAAAUGAAAGAUAUAUUCUGACAGCAGGCCACUGUUUACACAACUUGAAAAAUCCAUUAUUGGGGGUGAGAGUUGGAGAGCACAAUAUACAAACAAAAUCUGAUUGUGAACUCACUAGGAACAAUAAACAAAAAUGCAAUGCACCCGUACAAGAUUUAGCCAUCGAGGAGAUCCUGGUGCAUCCUGGAUUCAACGAAACUGUGAUUCAGAACGAUAUUGGAUUGCUGCGAGUAUCUAAAAUGAACUUGAAUGUAGCAAAUGUUAGACCAGUUUGCCUACCAGUAGAUACUGCAAGAGGUGCGGACUUGAAUGGAAAGAGAAUUAUAGUCACUGGUUGGGGUACCGAUGAAACAGGCCACGCGAGUAUGAUCCUGCAAAAAGUGGAGCUGCCCAUCGUCAGUCUGGCGGAGUGCCAGAAAAUCUACAAGGCGGAACAGCGGGCCAAAAUCAGCAGGAAGCAAUUGUGCGCGGGCGGCAGAGACAGGAAGGACUCCUGCCCGGGCGACAGCGGGGGGCCGAUGCACACCGCCGCCUACGUCAACGGGGACACCCGGUAUGUUCAACAGGGCAUUGUGUCCUUCGGGCCGGCCUUCUGCGGCCUGGAUGGCUACCCAGGAGUGUACACCAGAGUGGAGUAUUACAUGGACUGGAUCCUGGACGCGAUGAAGCCCUAGAUAGGGAUUCAGAUGGAAUUUCACAAAGGGCACGCCGACAGACAUUGCGUUGA
Phaedon cochleariae (mustard beetle) is the source of this 1220-nucleotide messenger RNA. Lineage: Eukaryota; Metazoa; Arthropoda; Insecta; Coleoptera; Chrysomelidae. The record is from the annotation of a GenBank genome assembly.